AUGAAACAGCUGCUACGUACUCAACAGCAUUCUCACCAUAACUCAAAAGGUAAUUGUCGAAUAUGCGCUUGGGCAAGUCUUGAUUGUCUUCUAACAUCACUUCCAAUAACACCAUUAUCACGUUCGUCACGAAUAAUGCGUUCGAAUGGUAAUCUUUCAAUGACUGAUACUCGCCGUAUAUCUCCGCAAACGACCAGUUCAAGUGGUUAUCAUAGUGAUUUAUCAUCAGCAAUAUCAGCUAAUGAAUCUCCACAAUCAAUUCAUGAAAUUCUUCCUCUUACAUUUGAUAAAUUUUCUUCAUCUUCACAAGUACAAAAAAGAACGGUUUUAGUCACAACAACAACAAAUUCUACUUAUGAAAAAUCUUUACCCAAUAAAAAUCUUUCACGUAUAUCUAGUUUUAUACGUCGACACUAUGAACGUGCAAAAUCUAAAUUAGUUUCAAAAUCACUUUCAUCAUCAUUAUCGUCAACAUCACAAGCACCUAUAUCUACGAUUACAACAUGUAGUAAAGCAACAUCAACAACACCAUUAUCUCACUUGUCAGAAGAUAAUUAUGCAUUAACAAAUAAACAAAAUUCGAUAUGUAAUCAAAAACCUCAUUAUCUAUCAUCUGUCUAUAAACAAAACUCACAUACUGAACCGGUUUAUUCUAUAUAUGUACAUCCAUUACAUAAUAAUAAUCAAAUAAAAAUAACAACACCUCAACAACAUAAAAAUUAUACUUCAAUAAAUGAAUGUUAUUCUCAUCAACCUUCAUAUCAAUAUUCAACAGUCAAUAAUUCACAGCAAUAUUCAUCAUCAUAUCGUCGUUUAGCUACAAUGGCUAAUUUUGAAAAUACAAAUAAUAAUAAUAAUUAUAAUCUUCGUCGUCAUCAUUAUUAUCCUGUUGAAACAUCGUCAUCAUCUUGUCAAAAUUAUUAUCCAUAUCGAUAUACAAAUAAAAAUUAUGAUUAUAAUCGAUCAAAUUAUGUUUCAUUAAGUGAUGUUAUAAGUAAUAAACCUAGUGCAUUUAAACCUAUUGGACAAAAAGUAAAACCAAAACAAUUUUAUCAACGUCCAACAUAUAAUAUUUAUGAACAAGUACCACCAUCUGAUGAUCCAUGUGAUCUUGAAGUUGCACAAUAUUUUCCUCAUACAUCACAAUGGAGUAAUCCAAAUUAUUUUGAUAUUUAUUCGAAUGAUAUGAAUGUACAAAAUCAAAACUAUACAGAAACUUUGUGUUAA
Molecule: messenger RNA, 1227 nt
Organism: Adineta steineri
Lineage: Eukaryota; Metazoa; Rotifera; Eurotatoria; Adinetida; Adinetidae
Source: the annotation of a GenBank genome assembly